GAACAGCACAGCGGCUCAGACGUCGAGCCAGAUUUCUCUCUAGAGAACACCCUCAUGUUCCUGGAGAAGGUGUACUCCCUGGGGUGCACCGUUGGAACGUUACAACUGGAUAAACUGGUGAUAUUUACACUGUGUGUUUUGAACGAGCAAACAACACUUAGGGCAACCAAAGUGCUGAGAUGGAGAAACGUUGCGGACGAGGAGCUACAGCGCUUCACAUGGGACGUUAUCCCCUUGUUGAUAAACUCCUCGAAGGACUAUCACGUCACGGGCGGCUUUAUCCUGUGGCUGAGAUUCAUGAUCAGCACAUCAAAGAACAAUACACAGUCAAAGGCUUUGAACACAGUCAUUCAGACUGAUGAGUAUUGGCAGUGGAUCCAGGAAGGGCUGACAAGCAGCGUCCAUGAGCAUAGAAAAUACUGCUUAUCCAUUCUAAAGCUGUCCAUUCAACUCCUCAGCACGAACGUGGAUAACAACUUGAUAUCGUUUCACAUUGACCGGAAAGCUGAGAUACAGGAAGAUUGGAAGAGGUUCUGCACUCUGUACGAAAUCGUCGGUGUUGAUACUGCACUGAACCAAGCAAUAGCUGCCCAGGCAGAUAUUGUACAAUUGCUCUCUACAAGCUCGAGAAUCAAACCGUCUUGGGGCUUAGCCUUGUUAUGUACUGGAUUCAAAGGUAACAUGGAGGCAGUACGUAAGUACUCCCUCGAGUUGAUGUACUCUGUUCCUGAAAAGGACCUAUCUAUCUUUGCUCACGAUUUCUUAACCUCAAUCUUUUUGAAAUACGCACUGGAAGGUUCUCAUUUCCAGGUGAAGAAAGUCCAGAGUACGUUCAAAUGCGAGUACGGUGAAAGAUUGGAACGCUUCAUCUCAAAUGUCAUAAGAUCUUUGAAGAAAUCAUCAGUUGAGCUGGAAUCAGUGAUUAGAAACAUCAUGGCUUUACUGGCAAACAUCACAACCACAUAUGCUCCUUCGAGAUUCUACUUGGCAUCUGGUUUGUUGAAGGGGCUCAAGGGCCUACAUGUAUUGGACUCAUCAAUGGCACAGGAUUUGCAUAAACUGUUUGAAUCCACUGCGGAGGAUGAUGUAUGUGAGAUUGCCUUACAAACCGUGCACCUUCGUCUGGUGAAGCAUCUCAUGCCGGAUAUCCCGUUGCUGUUGGAGACAUUAACAAGGUUUGUGCAAUACAAUGGAUAUGAGUUAUACAUGGAGAAUAUUGAAUUCUUCCACGAUUACGUUUCCAUGUACUGCAGCAACGUUGAUGUGGCAUUUGCCACAAGGGAAGUUGAAUUCCAAGUGAUUUAUUAUUCUCUGUUUAACCAAUACUCGUUAUCAGAUGAUUUCCUGAAGGGCCUAGCGAAGAGUGGGAUUGAGCUCGAUUCAAAGCUGGCAACAUCAUUCAGCGAGUAUUUGAGCUCAUUGGUCCAAGGAGAGGCGCUUGAUUACUCCAAUACUACACAUUUAGUGCAAUUGGAUAUGUUUAAGAACAGUUGGGGAUCUGUUAAACUGGAUGCACUUUACAAAUCUGUGUUGAAAGAUCUUUCUAUUGAUAAAUUGGUGUUCUUUAGUGCUAUAUUUGCAAAAGUUUCUGACUGUUCUGACGUCCAGUUUUUCCAAUUUGAGCAAAUUGAGGAGCUUUAUACUGCGUUGACAUCUUUGAAGCUAGACUUCAAAGAUAAAGAUGUGGUGGCAUCUGCAUUCAUCAACAUUAUCUUAGCAUUUUUGAAGAUGACCCCAGUAUCCUCAAACCAAGUGGCUAGGGUGUUGGAAAUACUCACCUUGGAGUUGAAGAACGGUGUGUUUAAGGCAUACACAUCGACUUGUCUAGUUCUACAGCUUUUGUUUAAAAGUUAUGACGAUGUUGACCUCAUAUCAUCGAUGGACAUCUUGGAAUCAAUUUGGGAUCAGAUCACUGCAGAGAGAUUAAUCCUCUCCCAAAGGGAGAUGCACUUGACAUUCAUUGACACCUUAUUUGAUCAGAAAUUGUUGAGGGAUUCGAUUAACAAUGAGUUCAAUGCAAAGAUGAUUCUAAAGAUUGGCAAUGAGAUUAUUUCAGUUUCCCAAACGAGAAGAUGUCUUCUACCACGUCUUUCUUUGAAGUUAUUACAAUAUCAAAGGGCGUUUCCAUCUGAUUUUGAGGUUACUGAAUGGAUUCCUGAGCUGAUCAUCAACCUUUUAACCUUGAUUCAAGACAACACUAACAUGUUUCGGAUUAAGAAUGUGCUUGCUUCUAAAUAUGACACUGAACUAUCUAUGGGCACUGGUGAUCUGUACUCAAAAGUCUAUGGACCUCAAGAGAUUUCGACCAAGGUUAAUAUUGUGAGUAUUCUUUGUAAAGUUUCCUCAACAUUCUGUGAUUCUUAUUGGCAAAGACUCCUUGAUCGUUUUGUUGUUGCAAAGAAAAGAACCGAUGGUACCGAAGAGCUACAAAGAGUCUAUGCAUUUGCAUCGCUAUUACUUCUUUCUAUGAAAGUUUCGUGUGAAUUACUCGAUUCCUCGGUGCAGUUGCUCUUGAGCAAAUUGGAGAAGGAGUCCAGUCCAUGGAUCAGAGCAUAUAUGGAGUGGAUAUGCUCAAUCAAUAUCAUAAGGAGUGCGACAAACAGAUCCACUUUGUUCAACUUAUUCGAAGAUCAAGGUAAACCAACCCUUGUUACAUCCUCUGAAAGAAUUGGAUUUCUCGUUUCACAGAAAUUGACAGGAGAUGAGCGUUUCCAAUUCUUUGAUGAGUUUACCCAAAAGUUGAUUCCUAACUGUGCUUCCAACAAGCCUCUUGUUAGACAUUUCUCAAACUCUCUGAUCUUGUCGUUAUACCCAGAAAUUGAAUCAAAGGGGUUGAAACUACCCGUUAACGAUAUCUUGAAGUGUCUGUUUGAAGAGGCUAAGAAAUCAGAGAUUACCGGUAAGUAUAGAACCGGUGAUGCCUUAUUAUGGGACGUCUACGAAGACUUCAACUUGAUUUCCAUCUUUGGAGGAGUCCUUUGUCGUAUCUCACCAAGAGAGUAUGACGUUAUCACCAAAGAUGAAUUCGAGUUGUACAUCAAUGACAAGGAAUCGUUAAGUGUGCCUAUUGGAGAAGCAAAGCAUCCAAGCUGGAGUGCGUCGGAGAAUUCUAAUAAGGCUACAGCAACCACCACUGAGGCACAAGCAUCCCCAUUGCAGACAAAGAGCGGAGCAUGGGAGUCUGUGCUUGACAUUGACGAAAAUGCCAGGGUUGUAAAGAGAAGUGACUUGAUUGUUGUGAGUUCUCUUGUCGACAAACCACCAAACCUGGGAGGUAUCUGCCGUCUCUGUGAUGUCCUUGGUGCCGGAUGCAUGACUGUUGAUGACCUGAGGGUCAAGUCACACCCGCAAUUCAAGAAUGUUGCUGUCACUGCGGACUAUUGGAUGCCAAUGGAAGAGGUGAAGAUCGAGGACAUUGCCCAUUUCAUGAGGGAGAAGAAGAAAGAAGGGUACACGCUGAUUGGACUCGAGCAGACGGAUAAGUCCGUCGUGCUCGGUAGAGACACCACCUUCCCGAAGAAGUCGCUGUUCCUACUCGGUAAGGAGGCCGAAGGCAUCCCAGGUGACCUGCUCGCAGAGCUCGACUGGUGUGUCGAGAUUAGACAAGUCGGGGUGAUCAGAUCUAUGAAUAUCCAAACGGCCACCGCGGUCCUCGUCCAUGCAUAUGCG
Molecule: messenger RNA, 3669 nt
Organism: Williopsis jadinii
Lineage: Eukaryota; Fungi; Ascomycota; Saccharomycetes; Phaffomycetales; Wickerhamomycetaceae
Gene: TRM3
Product: tRNA (guanosine(18)-2'-O)-methyltransferase
Exons: 1
Biological process (GO): tRNA methylation
Molecular function (GO): tRNA (guanine) methyltransferase activity; RNA binding
Source: RefSeq, a predicted model, not a curated record